Messenger RNA from Acipenser ruthenus (sterlet), 1842 nucleotides. Its product is annotated as DNA polymerase delta subunit 4. The coding region runs from base 481 to 816 and encodes 111 amino acids. Gene Ontology annotation, cellular component: delta DNA polymerase complex. Gene Ontology annotation, molecular function: DNA-directed DNA polymerase activity. Lineage: Eukaryota; Metazoa; Chordata; Actinopteri; Acipenseriformes; Acipenseridae. Gene Ontology annotation, biological process: DNA-templated DNA replication; DNA synthesis involved in DNA repair. The record is from RefSeq and is a predicted model, not a curated record. The transcript is spliced from 4 exons.
AUAUAUAUAUGUUAAUGGUGUAUAUUUUAGCGUUGUAUUAAGCUGUCAGUAUACAACAUUUGCAGUUUUCAGUAACGUGACGUUAGCGUCAUUUAUUGUUCUCAAAUUUUAACGACACCACAAAUAAAUUAAAUAAAUAUUAUCUCUUAAAGGUUUCGCGUCUCGUUAUAUCUUUCUUAACACGACGCUUCUCAACAGACACGGUUGUUAUGAAGAUACUUCGUUUAUAAAAUACGCGUUUGUGAUAAAUAAGCGUACAGUAAACUGGACUUCUGUACAGGACAGUAACUCAUUAAAUAAAUAAAUACAUAAAUAAAUAGACUAUUAGGUAUUUCGAAACACGCUAUAGAUAAAUAACAAACACCGCUGUCAUUGGUUCGACUGAUUCCUGUUGGAGUUUUAUUCUCGCACGUUAGGAAAAAUCGUUUUUGUUUUUUUUUUUUAAUUAAAAAAAUUAAGAAAAUUUAAAUUGACAGCAAAAUGCCUGCCAAACGAAAACUUAUCACCGAUUCUUUUAAAGUUGUCAAGAAACUCAAAAAGGAGUAUACUAAAUGCAACAUAUUGCAAGAGAAAGAGAGAGAUGUUGAGAGCCCGCCUACUCCUCCUCGCUCACAGAGAGACUGCGAGAUGGACCUGCUCAGAGAGUUUGACCUCAACUGGGAGUUUGGACCCUGUACUGGUAUCACUCGUUUGCAGCGGUGGGACAGAGCUGACAAGCUGGGCUUGAAGCCCCCUGUGGAACUGAAGGACAUCAUCAUCAACAACACUGGAGACUCAGAGUACCUGAACAGUCUGUGGCACGAUUACCCGCUCUGAUUCAACACCGAGCAAGAAAGAAAGAAGGAGAGAGAGGAAGAAAGAAGGAGAGAGAGAGAGGAAGAAAGAGAGGAAGAAAGAAGGAGAGAGAGGAAGAAAGAAGGAGAGAGAGGAAGAAAGAAGGAGAGAGAGAGAGGAAGAAAGAGAGGAAGAAAGAAGGAGAGAGAGGAAGAAAGAAGGAGAGAGAGAGAGGAAGAAAGAGAGGAAGAAAGAAGGAGAGAGAGGAAGAAAGAGAGAGAGAGAGAAAGAGAGAAAGACAACCUUGGUUCUUUAAGUGCAACUUUGAUACAAGCCUGAAAUAUCUGAACUAAAGCAAUCCUCCUCUUCCAGUUCCGACUGAGUUUGGAUCGCUUUCUGAUUCGCUCGUCACAUCCUGGAGAGUUUUUAAAAAAGUUUAAAAGCAAACGCUGUGUCCUCCAGAGAGCUCUCAGAAUCAUGUCUAAAUGACAGCAGAGUGGAGCCGUUAUUAACCUGCCCCCUUCCUGCAACACUCUGCCCCCUAGUGGAUAGGAGACACACAGCAGUAAGAAAUAUAUAUAUAGCCCUGAAUACAGCAGAGUGGAGCCGUUAUUAACCUGCCCCCUUCCUGCAACACUGCCCCCUAGUGGAUAGGAGACACACAGCAGGAAGAAAUAUAUAUAUAGCCCUGAAUACAGCAGAGUGGAGCCGUUAUUAACCUGCCCCCUUCCUGCAACACUGCCCCCUAGUGGAUAGGAGACACACAGCAGUCAGAAAUAUAUAUAUAGCCCUGAAUACAGCAGUGUUGUGCCGUUAUUAACCUGCCCCCUUCAUGCAACACUCUGCCCCCUAGUGGAUAGGAGACACACAGCAGUCUAGUACCAUUAUUCAGACACAAUAGCAAAAUUCUUACAAAAAAUUCCAUUAAAAUGGAUGUAACUCUGUAUUUGCAUUGCUUACAUGUUGAAUGUAUUUUUUUUUUUCAUUUUCAUUCACUUUCUGAAAUACUACAAAUAAUUUGUGACUCUGUGAUACAGAAGAGGAUUAAAAUGAAUGUCACGUAUUGAA